GUGGGCAGAAAGCCGGUAGGUUCCACUCAGGAAGCUCUUAUUUGACCGGGACGAUUUCAGAAUUAGAAGUCUGUUUGGAUCAUUUGAUCUGGAUCUGCAGCAACCAGACUCCUAUAAUAAGGUCCCACCACAUAGAUGCACUCUGACAGAGAGAUGGCCAUCCCCCGGAUGUUAAACUCCAACACUCCAUUCACCGUUGUUGCUGGUGGCUCUGAGGUCUCUUUUCUGGGGAAAGAGGAAAACAGCCAAGGAUGCGAGGAGGAGACGGACUCGCUGGUUCGGGCCAUCGGACCCCAUCUGAGCCAUGUAAUGGAGCACGGCACCGCCAAACAUGUGAUAACAGACGGUCUGGAGGGGAUUCCUUGUGUGUCCAUAGUGGCACAAGCUGAGAGCGAGGACUUUCAAGAGUUCACUCCAUCCAGCACUCAGCAUCCCUACCCACAGUUUCACCUCCUCCAGAACCACAGAUCUCCCAGUGAGGAUGCUGACGUAAUAUGCGACUCUGAUGAUAAGGAUUUGAAUGAAGAAUUUCACCAAUCCCUCCCCAGGAAACAGCGCAGGAAAUCUCGAUGGCGGAAGAAGAUGGAGGGGGAUGAACCUCCAGUUAUCCAAGGUUUGUGGGUGCAGGAGAUCGACUGGUUGAAGGCGACUUUAUCCGCUGAGAUCAUCCCUCCUCCUCCUCAGUUCACUGACUCCUGCUGCCUGCUGGACUCCUGCAUGUCUGAGCAUUCGGACGACUCGUCCAGCUCUGAUGACAGAGAGGGCUCAGACUGGGAAUCUGUUUUCACUCAUGAGAAUGAGUCAGACUCAUCUGCUGCUGAUCAAUUUGGAUUAGAUUCACACAUUUUUGAUACGACCUCUGACCUGGUGAACAUCUCUGGUUUCGACUCCGAUUGGGACUCGGACUCUUCAGAGUUUGUGCAAAGCUUGCAGGAAAUUUCUGACUCAUCGCAAACAUCUUAUACUUUUGAAGACAGUGACUCAGAAUUUGAUGAGCUUAAAGGCAGAGUGAUGCAGAUACCGAAACUCUUCAUUUCAACUUUCUUUCACAACUCAGUAAAACAGAUACUGGAUAACUGGACGACCACAAAACCUGCCAACGAGGGACUCAUAUUCCAUCAUCUCUUACAGCCCAACAAUUUUCAGUACAGAGAGGGAGAGGAGUACUUCGUUCUUCAGCACAUCCAGAACGGCUCAUAUGGUGAUGUCUACUGUGUUCGGGAUAAAAGCACCGGAUUUGAAUGUGCAGCUAAAAGGAUUCCCUUAAGUCACUUUAGCAGUGAGGAGGUGAAGAUAUGGAGUGCUCUGAACUCCCCCAGAGUUGUAGAGCUGUUUGGGGCAGUGAGGGACGGGCUCAGCGUCAUUCUCUUCAUGGACCUAAAACCCGCCUGCUUAGCCCAGCUUCUAAAGGAGAUGACCUGCCUUCCUGAAGACCUGGCCUUGCAUUACUUUCAUCAAACUCUGGGGGCGCUGGAGCACCUGCACCACAGGAAGGUGGUACACCUAGAUGUGAAAGCUGACAAUGUGCUGCUGUCUGCAGACUGCAGAGACACAUUCCUUUGUGACUUUGGUCUCUCAGAGAGCUUGGAUGACAGUGGAUGGAGCACUAAAGCAUUUAGAGGAGCAACCUUUCCCGGGACAGAGACCCAUAUGGCCCCAGAGGUGGCGCGGGGAGAUCAAGUGUGCCCCAAGGCAGAUGUGUGGAGCAGCUGCUGUAUGCUAUUGCACAUGCUCAAUGGAUGCCAGCCAUGGAUACGCUUCUAUUCCCCCCCACUGUGUCUUCAGAUUGCGAAUGAACCUCCACCUCUGUGGGAGGUUCCGUCCAAAUGUAACAACUUCACAGCCAAUGUAUUUAGGGCCGGUCUGCAGAAAGACCCGGACAAACGAGCGUCGGCCAAGGACCUGAGGAGGAAAACUACCAAAGCCCUCAGAGCAGUUGGUGGUCUUAGCCCUUCCUCUGUCAAAACUGCCUGUGAGAAGUUGCAUCAUAGCCAACAUAAAGACAAACUCAUUUCUCUGAGAGAACCAUCACCCCAAACCACCUCCCCGGAUCCGGCCAUGAUGUGGGUGAGCCCGUGGAGGACAGUGGCAGUGGAAGAGGACACCACUGAGGGGAAAGGUGACAUCUCAGAGACAGAGUCCAUAGCAGGGGAAUGGGACUCCCACCCCAAGUCACUGCGAGAUGAUUACAUGUAUGAACCAGAGCAGGACAACGACUCUGAGUCAGAAGUGGACAUAUACAUAGGAGAGGAUGAGGAGCGCAUGCAGGACAAGUGGCUGAAAACUGAUGAAGACUAUGAGGGAGAUUGGGAGGAGGAGGAUGAAGAGCGGGACUCCUCUGCCUCCUCAGAGUACCUCCGUACGCUCCGAGACAUGUUCCCUUUGCUUCGCAGAGGGCUGCAAACAGAUGAAGCUUCAUGGGGCUCAGAGGCGGAGCUAGAAUAUCUCAGGGAUGAUGUUCCUGUAGGAACCACAGUCCAGACUCUGUCCCCAGAACCUCGGGAUGAACCUCCAUCUUGCUUCAGCUGCUCGGACACAUCGCAGUUAGAUGAGGAGUCAGAACACUCAUCCGAUGACCUCAGUUCUGGAGUGUUUUCUUCCUGCAACAGUCACUCUGGCAGACAGUUGGCAUGGAUACCUUCAGCUGAUCAGCCCUCUUCACACUGCUUUGAGGGUGUUGACAUCUGGAUUGAGAACACUCAAGGGGAGUGUUUCCGGAUCCGAGAACGGCGGAGGGUCAAAGUGGGUCAUGUUGCCAUAGGAAUCAGUAACCAGAUCUCAGGGAAGACUUUUACAUUGGAGACUCUGGACAGAAAGACGGUUUCCUUUGAGAAGGAAAUCACUGAGUCAGGAUCAUGGUUCCGCUGUGUUCCUGCUUCUGACAGAUGUCAGCGCUGGAGCUGGAGAGUCCAAGAUGGGAAGCUGGAGCUCAGAGAAUGAGACAUUUAUUGCUCAACUGGGUCAAUUUUGUUCCAAAACACAGCAUGAGAUCUUAAAACCCUCAGAGCUUGAAAUAAUCUGAGCUGGGACCUCAGGACAUCUUGAUUUUGAUAUUCUCACAGCGUGGAGGCUGCUGAUGUACAGCAAGCACCCAUAAGGUUCUGCUGCAAGUCCAGCAUGAUGGGUCAACUCUCGCUGGAGUGUGGUAAAAAAUU
Messenger RNA from Cyprinodon variegatus (sheepshead minnow), 3155 nucleotides. RefSeq names its product mitogen-activated protein kinase kinase kinase 14-like. Lineage: Eukaryota; Metazoa; Chordata; Actinopteri; Cyprinodontiformes; Cyprinodontidae. The transcript is spliced from 15 exons. Gene Ontology annotation, biological process: protein phosphorylation; positive regulation of canonical NF-kappaB signal transduction. Gene Ontology annotation, molecular function: protein kinase activity; ATP binding. The record is from RefSeq and is a predicted model, not a curated record. Bases 136 to 2940 code for a protein of 934 amino acids.